AUGCCAAGGGAGUCCAGGACGGCUGUGGAAGAGCGAGCACUGAGGGAGAUGCGGCUUGGCUGACCAAGCCGUUUAUGUCUGUAUUUGUUUUUGUGUUGGGCCUUUGUGUUGGCCAUCUCAGGAGGCGGGUGACUGAAGUGUGGACAGUGCGGUGACUCUCCCUUAUGGCUUUUACAGUGAGUCUAUGGUAGAAGGUGCUGCCAGUCAGGCGAAGGCCUGCUGUAAGGACACAAUUUGGACAGAAAGGGAGUGCUAGGAAAGGGAAACUUAACACACUUCCUGUUCUGCUGUGGUGAGGAACAAAUCUUCUUGCCUGGGCUGGUUUAUCUGCCCCGUCCAUCUCUGCCUGGGGAGUUCUUUGAUGCUGAGCUGAUCAAGUUAGAGUCUUCUUAUCGACUCCAUGCUUACCUCUGUUUGUUUUUAUUCCGAAGUUCGCUCUCUCGUUUUGCAAUAACCCACAGGGUGCUGGGUGUUGCGCCAGCUGUGCCUCAAUGAAGGAUCUUCACUCAACACCUUUCCCUUCCCGUCACACCAGUCAAUGUGACUCCUGCAUUUUCCAGCAGCAUUCGCUACGCAGUCCAGACUUCAGUCGAACUGCGGUUGGAGGUCAGAAAGGCUACCAGACCUACCGGGACCUACCAUGGGAUCUUCAAAAAAUUCAUCAGCCAGCCAUCAAAAUAAGACAUCUCGAGCCCUGGAAAAUUGCUCUAAUUGUUAUUGGAACAGCAGUGGCAGCAGCCAUCACCAUUGGUCUCCUAGUUUAUUUUCUGGCAUAUGAUCAGAAGCUGUUCUAUUACAGCGGCAACGUAAAAAUCACCAAUAUCCGGUACAGUAAUGAAUUGUCCAGACAGACCUCAGGGAAGUUUAGAGACCUGAGCGAGAGGGUUGAGAGACUGAUGGACAAGACAUUUCACAAUUCCAUUUUAAGGAAAAAAUACAUCCGUUCACGCUUAGUCAGAGUGAGUCCAGAUGCUGAUGGUGUGGUGGCAGAAGCUUUGCUCACAUUCUGGUUCUCCUCCACGGAUUGCAAAGAAGCACUGCGAGAAAGAGUUGAAAGGAUCUUACGAAGGGGCCUGAGAAAAUACACUGGACCCCUGCGAAUAAACGUCAGGUCUUCUACUGUCUCAAAUGUGGAGAGGAAAAGAGCAGAAGCAAUCUUCAAUGACAUCUGUGGGUUACGGCAGAAUAGAUCAGUCAAGUCAAUAGCGAAAGCAUCAUCGUUGCGAAUAGUCGGCGGAUUGUCUUCUGCAGAGACUGGGGAUUGGCCAUGGCAAGCUAGUUUGCAGUACAAUAAUAUCCAUCGCUGUGGUGCGACACUCAUCAGCAAUACGUGGCUUGUAUCUGCAGCUCACUGCUUCAGAGACAUGAGUCACCCUCACAAGUGGACUGCUACUUUUGGAGCUCUUUUGAAGCCACCAAGCUUGAAACGAUCAAUCAAGACUAUUAUUAUUCAUGAAAAGUACCGCUACCCAGAGCAUGAUUAUGACAUUGCACUUGUGAAGCUCUCUAAACAAGUUGAGUUUACAAGUAACAUACACCGUGUUUGUCUGCCUGAGCCAUCUGAGACUUUUCCAUAUAAUAUUCAUGCUGUCAUCACAGGCUGGGGAGCACUUACCAAUGACGGUCCAACUCCUAAUGCUCUUCAGGAAGCAACAGUGAAACUUAUUGACUCGAAUACUUGCAACAAAAAGGAAGUGUACGAUGGGGACAUAACACCCAGAAUGUUGUGUGCAGGAUACUUGGAAGGAGGAGUAGAUGCUUGCCAGGGGGACUCUGGGGGACCACUGGUUACUCCUGAUUCUAGACUGAUGUGGUACCUCGUGGGAAUAGUGAGCUGGGGAGACGAAUGUGCCAAACCAAAUAAACCUGGAGUUUACACACGAGUGACUUAUUUCCGUGACUGGAUUACCUCAAAAACUGGCAUCUAAUUCCAAAAUCAAAAAUGGAUUUAACUACAUAGGUUACACGUAACUCAUACUUGUCUGUAAUUGUGAAAAGUUAUUUUUUUUAGUAUAUACAUUCCUAUGUAGUUUUGGUCAAAGCAAACUUUGCCCGCAGCAAGCACUAUCUUUUCUGUCAGAGAUCCUAAGCCCUUGUGAAUUUAUACUAAGCAUAUGAGAUUGCUGUCCUCAUCUUUGAGCUUUGAAGCAUUCUCACUUAGAAAUUAUAAACUGUUGUAAUUAAACUAACAUUUAAAAGCUAGCUAUUUACCUCCUUUAUAAACACAGUUUCCGGGGAAAAAAAAAAAAAAAAAACAAAAAAAACCACAUUCAGCCACGGCUGAGGUCUGAAGAUGUCCACACUCUAAGCAUAGGGGAAGCUGAAGCAAAUGUUGUCACAGCUGACUUUCUAGGAAAGUGAACUCUUUAUUAUUCGUAUUAGAGAGCAUCAUCUGCACCGACUGUAUCCAAGACCCUGGAUACUCACUUUGCUUGGUGGUCUUGGUGGCUAAAAGGGGAUCAGCCAGGAGUGAGAACAGGUCCUAGUUAAGGAAGAGGAGGAUUUCUGUGCUUGCAGCAAGUUGGAAGAGAAAAGACAAAAGCUUCAUGUUCUUGUUUUUAAGCACAUUUUUAACAGGGAAAAAAAAAAAGGAGGAUUUUAUGAAGUUCAAAUUACAGCACUUCUACAAUAGCAUUUUCAAGUGUCACAAUAUCCUUGUACCAAUGCCCUUCUAGACAGUCUUUUCAACUUGCAAUGUUCUUAUUAUAUAGAAAUGCUAUCUUUACCAACAUUUGUUUGUAACAUGUCUCCAUGAACAACCUCACUGGAAGAAAACCCAGCAUUUAAAGUCAUGCUAAAGGAAAGAGAAUUAUUCACCACAAACUUGGAACUACCUUUUACUUGAAGUCACAAAAUUGUGUGCUUUUCCAAGGGCAUGCCAGCCAACAGAAGCCAUCUCACUGCAAAGAAAGUAAACAGUGAUAAACUGUCUUGCAUCAGUGAUGGAUUCAUUUCUGCCAUGAAUAAAUAUGAUCCUGUUUUAUGAGGCCAUUUCAUAUUAAAGAACAGUCCAGAUGAGAACUUCAGAGUAAAUGCGAUCCUUAUACAUGGACUGAGCACUUUUCCUACCUCUGUGCAGAACAUCUAGUAUAUUGCUGGUGGAAGGGGGAUCAGUGACGUGACUUUUGCUGUCCCCUACAGCCCAGGCCUUCCAUAUGAGGAACCAAAGUGACAAUCUAAUACUAUCUCCUUCUGCUGUCUUUGAGUGGCCACCAGACUGCUUAGGCUGUGAACGCAGGACUCGCAGGAGUCUGUACGAGACAUGAAAGAAUAUGCAAACCCCACAGCUGAAUUUAUAACAGAAAAUCUCCCCAAAGCAUCUUGACUCCCCUUCUACUCAAGAUUGGGUCUCUCAGCUCUUCUCCUGUGCAUGUUCUGUAAUGAUCAGAAUCCAUGGGAAUAGGAUGCUUGGCAUUGCCUGGAAAGUCAGACUGUGAAUGAAAAGUCUAUACACAGAUGGAAAAACCUACAUUGAAGCCUCAGGGUGGUGUAGGGGGAAGCGAUUGUCUUAUUUUUUCACCCCCUUCCAAUCUUUUUUCAUAUCUUUUGAAUUUUAGUUUAAAAAAAAAAAGAUACCUUAUCUCAGAAAUAAUUGAAGGCUUUAGUUUAAGUUUAGCUUUGCCUUUGAUGUAAUAGUAUCUUCAUUCUGAUUUUCCACGUCCAUUUGUCCAUUUAAAAAUUAAAAGGAUCUUGGGACAGUUAGGAGGAUAGUCAGAUGCAGCAAAUCUGUUUUCUUAAUUUAUUGGUGAAGUUUGUAAUUUAUGCACUUUUGAGUUGCUGCUAUUUUUAAAGAAUUUACUCUGGGCUAGGUUAUUACAAAAUAGAGACUGUACAGAGUUUUGGAUUAGGUCACCUGGAAACACAGUUUUCUUCUAGUGUUCAGGUUCCACUUUUUAUUAAAGGUAUCCUUUGGAAAGAAAAAAAAAA
Molecule: messenger RNA, 3927 nt
Organism: Cygnus olor (mute swan)
Lineage: Eukaryota; Metazoa; Chordata; Aves; Anseriformes; Anatidae
Product: transmembrane protease serine 11E-like
Exons: 10
Coding region: 492-1928 (478 amino acids)
Biological process (GO): proteolysis
Molecular function (GO): serine-type endopeptidase activity
Source: RefSeq, a predicted model, not a curated record